Messenger RNA from Salvia splendens (bonfire salvia), 3784 nucleotides. RefSeq lists its product as uncharacterized. The record is from RefSeq and is a predicted model, not a curated record. The coding region runs from base 1075 to 3621 and encodes 848 amino acids. The transcript is spliced from 5 exons. NCBI's taxonomy places the organism in Eukaryota, Viridiplantae, Streptophyta, Magnoliopsida, Lamiales, Lamiaceae.
UAUUUAUAACGUUGUUUUGAUGCUGUUACGUUGAGAUAACGAAAAGGGUCCCUGUCUUUUUUGGGUGGUUUUAUCUGUGAAAAAGAUUAUAUUUUGAGAGUUUUUAAUCAUGUGUCUGUGUAUGUGUGUGUAUAGUUUCAGAAAGUGUUGGUGAAUGAGAUAGUCAUGGUGAUCAAUUUUAGAUGAUUUUGUAAUUCUUUUUGUUUUUGCAAAGGUAUGGUGAUUAUAAAGAAACGAGAAAUGGGUGAAAUCAAGAACAGAAUUCUUGAAAAACUGUUUGAGAGAUGGAAUUCUGUUGUGUGUGUUUUUAUACUGUAAUUACUGUGGUAAAAUGUUGGAUUUUCAGAUGCUAUAUUGCUUGCCCUUUUUUCGUAAUUUCUUUUUCCAAGAAAGGGAAUUGUAGACUUGUAGAUUAGUUCUAGAUUUUAGGAGCCGAAAUCAUUUGUUUGAAAAUGUCUUUUUAUUGUUGAAGUUGUUAUGUACAGAAAAUAUGUGCAGUCAACGUGCAUUUUUAUUUAAUUUUUUUUGGGCUAAGGCAUAUAUCACAUUAUGCAUCAUCUUUUGCUGAAUUAUAAUUUACAUGAAUAUAUGGUCAUUUAUAAAUAGGUCUAAAGCCUGUUUUUGCAAUUCCAGAGGUGAAUUUUAAUAGGUAGAUAGGAGUAUAAAUUGAAGGAAAAUGGUUGGCAUACUGGCGAAAUCAUUUCUUGGUUUGUUGCAGUGUACAGUAUGUAAUGAGAAAAUUUAGUACUAAAAGAGAUUUGCUUUCAUUGUUAAUGUUCAAAUUUGGCUGAUUUUUCUUGCAAUUGCAGUGAAUAUUAGUAGGUAGAUGAGAGUAUGAAUUGAUGAAGAAAAUUGCUUUCAUGCCGCCGAAACCAUUUCUUGAUUUGUUUCAGUAUGAGUAUAUAAUGAGAGAAUUUACUUCCAUUAUUAAAGUUUAUAAUUGCUGAAGAAACUUUGAUACUUUGUACAAAUGAUUGUUUGAAAUCAAAUGGCAUGAUCUUCUAUUGCAGAUACAGAAUAUGUUAUUCCAUCUUGUCCCUUAAGUUGAUUGUGUUGUAACAUUGGAUUGCAAAGAUGGGAAUCGAGAAGCAAAGCUCCAAGAGUGGUGUUGGUAGCUUCCUCCAACUAUUUGAUUGGAAUGCAAAAUCUCGAAAGAAGUUGUUCUCGAGCAAGUCAGAUUGCCCCGAGAAAUCCAAGCAGAAAAAGAGAUGUGAUGGGAGCUUGCCAACGACACGCCUUGAUAUGAUGGACGAGGAUGAGGUUUCAGCUCGACCAAGUAUGAAAGGAAGUAGCGUUUAUAGUUGUGCUUCAUCUGUUGUAACUGAUGAGGACUUGUAUGGAAGCAAGGGCCCCGGAGUUGUAGCACGCCUCAUGGGAUUGGAACCCUUGCCAAAACCCAAUACCCUCGAGCCCUACACACCGUUUUCCUACAGCCACUCUCUUCCUGGCUCGUACUACCAAUCUAAGACUCUUGAUUAUCGUCAAGACCCUCAGAUCAUGCAGUUGGGCACCUUGCAGCAGCCCGGUGUCCAAUCUGUCACGGAGCCUAAGUAUCAGAAGGUGAAGCAGAGGCCGAUUGAGAAGUUUCAAACCGAAGUUUUGCCACCAAGAUCAGCUAAAUCGAUACCUAUUACUCACCACAAGCUCCUUUCUCCUAUAAAAAGCAAGACUUCGAUCCCACCUAAGGAUGCUGCUCACAUCAUGGAAGCAGCUGCUCGGAUUCUUGACACCGGGCCUAAGGUGGUUAAAAAACCGGUGCUGCCAUUGGCUAGUUCGUCUCUGAAAGUAAGGGAUUCGAAUGAGAAGGUCCAAGCAGCACAAAAGCUUUUCCCAAAGGUGUCUGAAGGCUCUCAGAGGUCGAGAGGUAUGAAGAACACUAGGGGAAGCUCUGUUACUAGGAGCUCGAAUAGUGGCUCCGUAGAUGCAAUGUCUGUUAGCAGUUUGCAAGAUUCUGCCGAAGUUACAUCCGCAGUGAAAAGCAAGGGAAAGUCCAUUUCACUUGCACUGCAGGCUAAGGCCAAUGUCCAGAAACGAGAGGGUCUAAGCUCGACUAGGAGCAAGGCUGAAGUGAAUGUUUACAGUCCAAACUUGCUAUUCACGAGUCAGUCAGGGGCACAAAAGAGUACUCCUAACAAGAAGCCAUCCACACACAAGAAUUCUGGUGUGCUCCGGCAGAAUAAUCAGAAGCAGAACUGUGUUGCUGAUAAAGGAAAGCCGCCUUUGAAGAAAGCAGUUGGUGGGGAUCAGUCUUCUGUGAGGCGACAGAAUUCCAGUAAACCGUUAGGUACCUCCAAACUGAGCUCUAGGAAGUCGAGCACAGAGACUAGAGAUGACAGAAGCAAUACAUCAUCUUGUAGCUCAGAAAGAGUCACUCGUAAAAAGAGAUCUAUUGAAGGGAAAGUUAUGCAGUCUGCUGAUAUCAUGGAUACACAAAGUGGUGGAGGAUCGGAUGUCAUCUCAUUCACGUUCACUACUCCAUUGAGGUCGACCGAGUUUGAAGAAAAUAGAAAGCCCUUCCCAGUGGAUUCUCCUAGUAAAAGGAUGAUGCUGAAUGCAGAUGGUUUGGCUGCUUCAAAGUUCACUUUCUCAGGACAUAACGUCAGAGGAGGCGACUCUUUAAGCUCGUUUCUAGAGCAGCAACUUAAAGAAUUGGCUCAUAAGACAGACUUGUCCCAUCAGAAAUCGGGGCCAGAACUACACGGCUCAAGCGUGCUAGGAGACCAUAAAACGAGAAGCGGAGAUUACUCAUUUGAUCGGUUAGGCCAGCCAGGGUCAAGUUUUCGCACCCUUCGACACUUUGAGGGCAUGAGUGGACAGAAGAACAUAUCGUUAGACAAGACAUUUCUCAAUUACCGACAUCCAAGUCCGGUUUCUGUUUUUGAACACUUUUCCUUCACAGAGAGCUGCAAUUCAUCUGAUAGUGCAGAGAGUAAUCGUGGUACAGAAGGUGGUGGAAACAAGUGUACAUCACUUCAAUCCGAGGACUUACUCGGUAGGAAUUCCAUGAACAUGUUCCUUUCGUGUGAAGUAGAUUUCGACCUGUCAGACUCAGCUUCUUCAACUUCUGCUGGGACUGUAGCAAAAAGGAGAGAGAUCACCUUAACCUCGGCCCGACAUGGGAAGCUGAAAAGCUGGGAGCUCGACUAUGUUGAGAUGAUGUUAUGUGGCAUUGAGGUUAUGUUUAAGGAUUAUGCUAUGGGAAGAUCUACUGAGAUCAUCAGCCCUCAUAUGUUUGAUCAGCUGGAAAGUUGCAAGAAGUGCUUCGAUGGCUGUGAGCUCGUCUCAAGCAUGAGCAGGAGGCUAGUGUUCGACUGUGCGACCGAAUGCUUGGAAACGAGAUGCAGAGGAUACGCUGCAGGAGGGUACGAGCUGUGGGCUAAGGGCGUUAGCACAGUGAAGAGGAAGGAGAGACUAGCUGAAGAUGUAUGUAAAGAGAUUUUGAGAUGGAGUGGCAUGGGAGAUUUCAUGGUCGAUGAGCUCGUGGAGAGUGACAUGAGCUGCAGCACGUACGGGAGAUGGCUCGACUACGACAUCGAAGGGUUCGAGGUUGGGUUACAGAUUCAGUCACGCAUUCUUAAUUCUUUGAUAGAUGAGGUAGUUGCUGAUAUCUUGGUUCUUUAAUAACUUCGAACACCAAUUUCAUCGUAUAGUUUGCUUCCAUUUUUGAUUCAUAGUCUACAUCUCUCCCUGACAGUUAUUUCAGUUGUGAGAGAGUCCUUCAACUGAAAAUUUUCCUAUUUGUAAGUGAAUGAGAGGGAUGAAAUAGUAGUAGUGUGUUUUACUA